Metarhizium album ARSEF 1941 is the source of this 792-nucleotide messenger RNA. Its product is annotated as acetyltransferase, GNAT family. The transcript has a single exon. The record is from RefSeq and is a predicted model, not a curated record. NCBI's taxonomy places the organism in Eukaryota, Fungi, Ascomycota, Sordariomycetes, Hypocreales, Clavicipitaceae. The coding region runs from base 1 to 792 and encodes 263 amino acids.
AUGUCCUCCACCACGGCGGUGCCAACUCCCGCGAACCCAUCAGUUGCAGCAAACAACGCCAGCAACCGCGAUCAUCUCCCCCUCCCCCCAUUGACCUUUAGCGUCGUCACCAGGGAAGUCGACAAACAAGACGCCAUGAGGCUCGUCGCCGACAGCAUUGCCCAGCAGCGGCAAACCGCCUCCCUGGCCAUCAUCUUCCAUCCCGCAUGCUUCGCGGGCUUGGCUGCAGCCUGCGCAGCCGUCUACCGGCACAAUGCACGCGGCGACUUUGGCACCGCGCUCGUCACGCUCUGCGGGCUCGUGCUCGCCUACCUGGCGGGCGUGCGGCUCCUGACCGCAGACUACAUCCGUCUCGCCGAAGGCCUCAGGUGGAAGGAAUGGAUCGCCGGCCCCGACGGCAGGGAGGACCAUGUCCUCGCUGCCCGGUUCGGCGACGAACUCAUUGCCACUGCCGUCCUGCGGCUUGUCGCGGCGGCCGGUCCGAACAAGAAGACGAGGCCGUCCUCGCUCCGGCGCGGCGGUAGCGGAGUCAUCCGCGCCUGGACCACCAAGUAUAGAUGUCGGGGCAAGGGCGUCGGAGGGGACAUGCUGCGUCUUGCCAUCCUGACGACCCGGAGCAUAUGCGGCGAGGGUGCGCAGGUGACGUUUGACCCGGAUCACGCGAAUAGCGCCCGUCCCCUUCACAACAUGUUCAACCGACCCUUUGUCAGGCGGGACGAGAGAGCAAAGGAGGCGUUGGCUCAUGCGCUGGAAGCUUGCGAUCGGGGACAAAGCAGUUUUCAGAUGGAGUAG